CGCUGCGGCGGGGGAGAGGGGCGGCGCGGGCGCGCGUCUGUCAGUGACAGCGGGAGGGGGAGGGGGCCGGAGAUGGUGGUGGUGGUGGCUGCUGCGGCUGCUGCUCUUCCGACAUGAGGCAGCGGCUGCGGGAGAGCGGGCGGCGGGCGCAGCCGCAGCGGCAUCUGUAGCUCGGGCAGGGCCCCUGAGGCGUGGGCGCGGCGUGCGGGCGACCGGCGUGCGGGCCGGCCGGCGUCGCGGGAGUCAGGCUCUGCGGCAGCCCGCACCGCCGUCCGCGGAGGGGCCCGCGCAGUGCCCGGAGCUCGACCCUGGGCGGGGGUGCGGCGCGUUCGGCUGCGGGCAAGAGGCCCUGCUAGACGGGCCGCUCCGACGGGCGGCCCCCGGGCUCCGCAAGCUCGCGGGCGGGGGCGCGGGGCUGGGCAGCCCGCUGGUGCUCAGCGGCGCGGGGACGGGACGCGGCAGGAGCCGCAGGUCGGCCCGCGCGCUUUGACGCACCGGGCGCCGCUGCGGCAGGAUGAAGCGUUGCUCGCCUCCGGCUGAGUUGUUUUUGCGAACGCUGCUCCCCGUGCCCGGAGCGCUCAAGGUCUGAACUUCCCUCUGGAGCUGCAGUUGGAGGCGCACGGGGAGAGGCCACCAGCGGGCGACGGCGCCCGAGGGGAGCGCAGCGCAGCGCGCCGGGAACCCAAGUCUCAGUGCGGCCGCGGCACGAGAAUCCCGGGAGCACCAGGUACCCCUGACCUGGUCGGGAAAGGUUCCAAGAGCUAGGCAACAUGGCUUCCUCACCCCACCAGCAGCUGCUGCAUCACCAUAGCACCGAGGUGAGCUGCGACUCAAGCGGAGACAGCAACAGCGUGAGGGUCAAGAUCAACCCUAAGCAGCUGUCCUCCAACACCCACCCGAAGCACUGCAAGUACAGCAUCUCCUCCAGCUGUAGCAGCUCGGGAGACUCAGGGGGCCUUCCCCGGCGGGUGGGCGGCGGGGGUCGCCUGCGCAGACAGAAGAAGCUGCCCCAGCUGUUUGAGAGGGCCUCCAGCCGGUGGUGGGACCCCAAAUUCGACUCCGUGAACCUGGAGGAGGCCUGCCUGGAGCGCUGCUUUCCGCAGACCCAGCGCCGCUUCCGGUACGCACUCUUUUAUGUGGGCUUCGCCUGCCUUCUCUGGAGCAUCUAUUUCGCUGUCCACAUGAGAUCCAAAGUGAUUGUCAUGGUGGUCCCGGCUCUGUGCUUCCUGGUGGUGUGUGUGGGCUUUUUCCUGUUUACUUUCACCAAGCUGUAUGCCCGGCAUUAUGCGUGGACCUCACUGGCUCUCACCCUGCUGGUGUUCGCCCUGACCCUGGCUGCGCAGUUUCAGGUUUGGACACCUCUGUCAGGACGUGUUGACAGCUCCAAUCACACUCUCACGUCCAAGCCGGCGGACACUUGCUUAUCUCAAGUGGGGAGCUUCUCCAUGUGCAUCGAAGUGCUUUUUUUGCUCUACACAGUCAUGCAUUUACCUCUGUACCUGAGCUUGGUUUUGGGGGUGGUCUAUUCUGUCCUUUUUGAGACCUUUGGUUACCAUUUCCGAAAUGAAGACUGCUUCCCUUCCCCGGACCCUGGGGCCCCGCACUGGGAGCUGCUGAGCAGAGCCUUACUCCAUGUGUGCAUUCACGCCAUCGGGAUCCAUCUGUUCGUCAUGUCUCAGGUGAGGUCCAGGAGCACCUUCCUCAAGGUGGGACAAUCCAUUAUGCACGGCAAAGAUCUGGAAGUGGAGAAAGCCCUGAAAGAGAGGAUGAUUCAUUCUGUGAUGCCGAGAAUCAUAGCUGAUGACUUAAUGAAACAAGGGGACGAGGAGAGCGAGAAUUCUGUCAAGAGGCACGCCACCUCCAGUCCCAAGAACAGGAAGAAGAAGUCCUCCAUACAGAAAGCGCCUAUAGCAUUCCGCCCCUUUAAGAUGCAGCAGAUUGAAGAAGUCAGUAUUUUAUUUGCAGACAUUGUGGGUUUCACCAAGAUGAGUGCCAACAAAUCUGCUCAUGCCUUGGUAGGUCUACUCAAUGAUCUGUUCGGUCGCUUCGACCGGUUGUGUGAGGAGACCAAGUGUGAGAAGAUCAGCACUCUAGGAGACUGUUAUUAUUGUGUGGCCGGGUGUCCGGAGCCCCGGGCCGACCAUGCCUACUGCUGCAUUGAAAUGGGCUUAGGCAUGAUAAAAGCCAUCGAGCAGUUCUGCCAGGAGAAGAAAGAGAUGGUGAACAUGCGAGUUGGGGUUCAUACGGGGACUGUCUUAUGUGGCAUCCUGGGCAUGAGGAGGUUUAAAUUUGAUGUGUGGUCCAAUGAUGUGAACUUGGCUAAUCUCAUGGAGCAGCUGGGAGUGGCUGGCAAAGUUCACAUAUCCGAGGCCACUGCUAAAUACUUAGACGACAGGUAUGAAAUGGAAGAUGGGAGAGUUAUUGAGCGCCUUGGGCAGAGCGUGGUCGCUGACCAGUUGAAAGGUUUGAAGACAUACCUGAUAUCGGGUCAGAGAGCCAAGGAGUCCCACUGCAGCUGUGCAGAGGCCCUGCUUUCUGGCUUUGAGGUCAUUGACGACUCACGGGCGUCCUCAGGCCCUAGGGGACAGGGGACAGCAUCACCAGGGAGUGUCAGUGACUUGGCGCAGACUGUCAAAACCUUUGAUAACCUUAAGACUUGCCCUUCUUGUGGAAUCACAUUUGCGCCCAAAUCUGAAGCUGGUGCAGAAGGAGGAGCUGUACAAAAUGGCUGUCAAGACGAGCCUAAGGCCAGCACCAAGGCUUCUGGAGGAUCCAACUCCAAAACCCAGAACGGACUCCUGAGCCCUCCUGCAGAGGAGAAGCUCACCAACAGCCAGACCUCCCUCUGUGAGAUCCUACAGGAGAAGGGACGGUGGGCGGGCGUGAGCUUGGACCAGUCAGCCCUCCUCCCGCUCAGGUUCAAGAACAUCCGUGAGAAAACUGAUGCCCACUUUGUUGAUGUCAUCAAAGAAGACAGCCUAAUGAAAGAUUAUUUCUUCAAGCCGCCCAUCAAUCAGUUCAGCCUGAACUUCCUGGACCAGGAGCUGGAGCGAUCCUACAGAAGCAGCUACCAGGAGGAGGUCAUAAAGAAUUCUCCCGUGAAGACUUUCGCCAGUGCCACCUUCAGCUCCCUUCUGGAUGUGUUUCUGUCAACCACGGUGUUCCUGAUUCUCUCCAUCACCUGCUUCCUAAAGUAUGGAGCCACCGCCACCCCUCCCCCACCGGCUGCCCUGGCCGUCUUUGGUGCAGACCUGCUGUUGGAGGUGCUUUCCCUCAUAGUGUCCAUCAGAAUGGUGUUUUUCCUAGAGGACGUCAUGACAUGCACAAAGCGGUUGCUGGAAUGGAUCGCUGGCUGGCUCCCUCGCCACUGCAUUGGGGCUAUCUUGGUGUCACUUCCUGCCCUGGCUGUCUAUUCACACAUCACCUCUGAGUUUGAGACCAACAUACAUUUCACCAUGUUCACUGGCUCUGCAGUGCUGGUGGCCGUUGUACACUACUGUAACUUCUGCCAGCUCAGCUCCUGGAUGAGGUCCUCCCUCGCAACCAUUGUGGGGGCUGGGCCACUGCUUCUGCUCUACGUCUCCCUGUGCCAGAACAGUUCCAUUGUGAUGCCCCCCUUGGACUCAGCACACAAUUUCAGUGUGGAGAGGAACCCAUGCAACAGCUCAGUGCUCCCCGACAGCAGGAGUCUGGCCAGCCUCAUAGGCAAGGAGUUCAUCCUCACCUUCUUCCUCCUGCUCCUCUUGGUCUGGUUCUUGAACCGGGAGUUUGAGGUCAGCUACCGGCUGCACUACCAUGGGGAUGUGGAGGCAGACCUACACCGCACCAAGAUCCAGAGCAUGAGAGACCAGGCUGACUGGCUGCUUCGGAACAUCAUCCCCUACCACGUGGCCGAGCAGCUCAAGGUCUCUCAGACCUACUCCAAGAACCACGACAGCGGAGGGGUGAUUUUUGCCAGCAUCGUCAACUUCAGCGAGUUCUACGAGGAGAACUAUGAGGGCGGUAAGGAGUGCUACCGAGUCCUCAAUGAGCUGAUCGGUGACUUCGACGAGCUCUUGAGCAAGCCAGACUAUAAUAGCAUCGAGAAGAUCAAGACCAUCGGGGCCACAUACAUGGCAGCAUCAGGGCUGAACACUGCCCAGUGUCAGGAAGGCGGCCACCCACAGGAGCAUCUGCGUAUCCUCUUCGAGUUCGCCAAGGAGAUGAUGUGCGUGGUGGAUGACUUCAACAACAAUAUGUUAUGGUUCAACUUCAAGCUCAGGGUCGGCUUUAACCACGGACCCCUCACGGCAGGUGUCAUCGGCACCACCAAGCUGCUGUAUGACAUCUGGGGGGACACCGUCAACAUCGCCAGCAGGAUGGACACCACUGGUGUUGAGUGCCGUAUCCAGGUGAGCGAAGAGAGCUACCGUGUGCUGAGCAAGAUGGGUUAUGACUUUGACUACCGAGGGACUGUGAAUGUCAAGGGGAAAGGGCAGAUGAAGACCUACCUUUACCCAAAGUGCACGGACAACGGAGUGGUCCCUCAGCACCAGCUCUCCAUCUCCCCAGACAUCCGUGUCCAGGUGGACGGCAGCAUUGGGCGGUCUCCCACAGAUGAGAUUGCCAACUUGGUGCCUUCUGUUCAGUAUUCAGACAAGGCUUCCCUGGGAUCUGAUGACAGCGCGCAGACCAAGGAAACUCACCUGUCCUCUAAGAGGCCCUGGAGGGAGCCGGGCAAAGCAGAGGAGAGGUUUCGAUUUGGCAAAGCCAUAGAAAAGGAUGACUCUGAAGACCCGGGAGCAGAAGAGACCAACGAACUCACCAAGCUCAACGUCUCAAAGAGUGUGUGAGGCAGCGGAGAGCUGCCGAGGUGCUCUGCUCGUCCAAACACAGUACUGUCUGUAUCGAUAGGCUGUUGUGCUCUCUAGCACCUCAGCCUCUGUCCCCAGAUGUGGUGUCACGCGGUCAUCUCCGCCCUAGUCUCUGUGUGGAGCACAGUUAUUCAGGGUUCAUGUCCAUCCAUUACGGUUUUCCUUUACUCCCUUUCAGGAAGCCUUUUCCUCGAAGCCUGCCCCCAACCUGGGGGAUCCAUCCAGCAGUGUGGAGGGAUACAAGUGCCUUCAGGGUGUGGCCUUGCGUCUGGGGCUGAGGCCACUGGUGGAAUUAUGGCCCUGGGGAUUAUUUGACUUCUUUAAGAAAAAAAAAAAAAAGGAAAAAAAAAAAAAAAGCUGUGGUUAAAAUACCAUUUUUAUUGCCUUUUCUCACAAGUUUUUUUUUUCUCAUACAGUGUUCUCCAAUUUAUUUUUUCUAUAUAUGUAAUAGUAUUUUUCAGUCACCUGGCCUUUCUAAGCACAUACACGCACACACACUUGCAUUUAUGACUCUGACAUAAAGUGCCAGUAACUCACCUGGGGGAGGGGCUAUAAGAGGGAGCAGGGCUGGAGGCUCAUCAGGCCCCCUCCUGGCAUCUCUCGGGUACCUGGGCCCACAUUCCUGUGGCCCACAAAUGGGCUUCUCCGCCCCCAACACUGGGCAGUUUCAGGGGCUCAUCUGCACGCAGGCCAAGAUUUCAUAUGCUCACCAGGCACUAAGCUUACAAACCAGGCCUCAGGAAUCUCAAAGCCGUGUUUUCAUCCCGACCCCCCACAGAGGGGUCUUCCAGCCAAGAGUGAAGAUGUUUGUCUCAGAAGCUGGCCCAUUUGAGGGAGAUGUUUAACCAUCUGAGGAUGCAUUUAUUUAUUUAUUUAUUUAUCAAAACGUGUAUUAUGGGGAGGGGCCACUGGGUAGUUUUGGUGGAGGGAAGCAGUCAGGGAGUGGGCAGGGCAGUUUGCAAAGGACACAGCCAACCAAUGGCAAGAUGUCCCUCUAUGUUUCAUGUCUCAUCCACUGUGGCCCACAGUGCCACCCAGGGUGCUGCUCCCCCUUGUGGGGAUCCAGAAUAAAACUGGCUUGGCGCCAAGCAGGAUUCUGCAAACCUUUUGUCCCUUCCUCCCACUGUGCAGGCUGACUUGUGGUGGUGGGAUUUGAUUCUGUUGGCCAAUUCAGACUUGUGAAAGAGAUUUCUUACGGUGCACCGAGGGACAGAGCCAUCUGUUUGCCAAAGGAGACGCAGACAGCCCGUCACAGAGACGACAAUUCGAGUUCCUGGCUGCUAACCUUACUUGUAAUUGUGUUCUUCCAUGUUGAGUCUCAAGUUGACGAUGGAUGGAGCCCAGCUACAGCUGCCCCGCCGCCAUCAUUUUUCCAGGUCACGCUGGUGUGCAGCUCAUGAGACAACUGAGGAAUAGCUCUGUGUCGGUUGGAGGUCUUCAUGCCAGGCCCUGUGGUGUGUUCUCUCACUGGUAAACAUCACCGUAUAAUUUUCACAUCUGAAUGAAGCCUGGUUUUCACUCCUCCCCAAAGAUGGAGAGAACCUGCUUAUGCUAGCAAGGUGGCAUCUUAGUUCUAGUCAGCCACUUCCCAGGAGACACCUGGGAUGGCCACCAGAGCAGCAAAGCCAUGCCAGGACCCAGAGUAUUCUUAGUGACUGGAAGAUUUCCCUUCCAGUUGGCUCCCUGUUGGUCUUCCAACUCGAAGAACAGAUAAGUUGUGUCAAUACCUCUUGUUUCUAAGGAAUGUAUUGCUGUACAAUGCCACAGAUUUUCUUUUCUUAAAAACACUACCUGAUUCUUUCCUUGUGCUAGGGAGUUAGGGCAUGCUGGUGUCAGUUUUAGGGUGUGCUCAUCUGAGUGAGCACCAGUCUGUCCACCACCUCCAGGCUGCAUCACUUUGAGGAGCUAGCUAGUGGUUGGGGUUUUUGCAAUCUUGGUUCAAGAUGUGCUCUGCACAUCUGUUCAUCUCUUCCCACAUCUUCCCUCUCAAACUCUUUCUUUCUCUGCUACAAAGGUAUCUGUGAUUCUUUCCCAGCCCACUCCCCAACCCUAUACCUGUUAACCAGCUGGAGAGAAUCGUUAACCUUGAGCGGGUGGUCCGGUCCUGCAUUGUACAACUAGAGCCCUGGCUGAAGGACAGCUCACACAGAGUGCAGUGGUCUUAAGAAACACCCUGAGCCUUCCUGAAGAACCAGUGCAGACAUUCUUCUUUCAGGGUGCAAGGCCCCUGCCCCUAAGCAUACCUCAACACAGAACCACAGGAUCUCUGCAGCACACCUGCCAUGCAGUUUGGUCUGUUGGCAUUGAGCAAUCAGCUGUUGCUGGAGACAGUUGGGCUUCUAGGCAGUGGACUCGAGUGUCCGUCAGGUGGCAAUACUUCUUAGGAACCCAGGGCAGGAAGCAAUACUCCAGAAUUGAAUGUGUGUAAAUAGUUGCUUUGCAUUGCAAUUGCCCUUUCCUUCUUGGCCCCAGCUCUGAUCAGUUUUAUACAUCUGUAUGAUCAAGCACACAUAAUUUUAUCCCACACAAAUGAACAUAGAGUAUCAGUUCUAAACCCUCAAACUGCUUGAUGAGCCCCACAGAUGUACCACACCUGCGCAUGGCUCCCUCUGCCCUAACUUUACUCCCGGGACUGCACCUGCACAUUUGCACAUGACACGGCGAGCCAAAGGCAGUGUGCGACCAUCUCCUGGGCUGUAGUCACUUGUAGUUUUCCAAAGAUAUAAGUCUGCAUUUGAAUUUCUUGAUUUUCAAGGUAAGCAUUUUUUUUUUUGAUUGGUUGUUUUAAAAAUCGCACCAUGCCUAGAACCUGAAAUUAUAUUAGCAAGAACCAACUGUUUGUAUUUCCAUGUUUUUCUUUGCUCUGCUCUUUUUAAAUUGUUAAUUCUGAGAAUUUCAAAAUGCAUCCACUGGAAAAAAAAAAAAGAGGAUAUUAAAAUGUUCUACAACUUAA
Messenger RNA from Arvicanthis niloticus (Nile rat), 7806 nucleotides. RefSeq names its product adenylate cyclase 9 (gene Adcy9). Gene Ontology annotation, biological process: cyclic nucleotide biosynthetic process; intracellular signal transduction; adenylate cyclase-activating G protein-coupled receptor signaling pathway. Gene Ontology annotation, molecular function: adenylate cyclase activity. Lineage: Eukaryota; Metazoa; Chordata; Mammalia; Rodentia; Muridae. The record is from RefSeq and is a predicted model, not a curated record. Gene Ontology annotation, cellular component: plasma membrane.